AUGAGCGACCAAGAACCUGCACGGAUGAUACGUGUAGCGAGCAAAAAUGAGAAGCGUCACAUUAUUCGUCAUGAAUUGGGUUUCUAUCAUGCAUUGACUCUGGCGGGUCUCUACGUACUUCACGACACAGACCGUUCGUUUGAUGGACAAGGCAUCGACUACUUCAUCCCGGCUUUAAAGCACUGCAUUGCUACUCAUCCUAUCUUAAGUGCCGCGAUUCAAGGGAAAAACACAGAAGAUUAUACUUUCAUUCGGCCCGCGAACCUGGAUAUUCAGGACCACUUGCGAGUGAUACAUGCGGCUCCGUCCGCAGAAUCCUCUUUGCCCAAGGACGACCUGCAGUGGAUCACUUGGAUUAACAAAAACAUACACGAUGAACCUUUCGUUCAGGUUGACCAACGACCUCCAUGGAAAGUAUACAUUGUUCCGCUCGGAAAUGAUAAAACCACACCAGGAACACAGCGUGUUUACAUCAUUUUUGCCUAUUCUCAUUCCCACGGUGAUGGAAAGUCCGGCCUAAUCUUCCACAGGACCUUCCUGGAAGGCCUCAAAAUCGGACAUACUUUGUAUGAUCAAAGUUAUACCUACCAGCCGCCUGUAUCUCCUAUCCCUCCAACGUUAGAGGAAGCUUGCGACUUUAACAUAACCUGGCCUUAUUUAAUACUGAAUCUAUUCGCCAGUUCUAUGCCGACUAGUCUGUGGAGGUGGUUUGGCUUCCAGCCGCCACUUAUAUCCAAUACCUGGACCGGAAAAGUUAUAUCGCAUGACCCUGCCAACUUUAGCACAGGUUCAGAAGCCCUCUUAGUUAACAAAUCCCUCGUUGACUCGGUCUUGAGGGUGUGCAGAAAGAAGGGUGUUAAAUUCACUGGCUUGCUUAAUCAACUCAUUGUUCACGCCCUGGACAGUAUCCUACCGGAAGACAAGACAGCUCAGUCCUUCAUCGGUCAGAUUGUCGUUGACCUCAAGCCACUUAUUCCUCGCUACAAUGAAAAUGAAAUGGCUAAUUGUGCCUCGGCUCUUCUUGAGAUCUCUGGUCGAUCUUAUCCGACUACUACUCUGAAACAUGAUGCUGCAUUCUGGAAUGCUGUGCGUCAGACAACAAUUGACCUUGCAAAUUGCGCAAAUACUCUUACAAAUCAACCCAUUGGCUUGUUACGUUAUGUCCCUGGACUUCGCUCAUGGAUGACACAAAAAUUGGGGGGAGAUCGUGAAUCAUCGUAUGAAAUCAGCAACCUUGUCACUUUUGACCCGCGAUCGCCAGAAAGGUCUGUGGAUAUUGAUGUGUCAAAACUUGAAGACUGGAACAUUGAAAGGAUGAUAUUUUCGCAACCGGCAAAUGCUCUUGGGAGUGCGCUGGACUUUCAGGUUGUGUCUAUGAAGGGUGGUGAGAUGGUGAUUACUUUGAACUGGCAAAUUGGAGUAUUGGGUGUGCCUUAUGAGGAUGGGUUUGCCAGAAAGGUCCUGGACCGUAUUCAUAGUUCACUCACUGAGAUAUGCCAAUCUUAA
Molecule: messenger RNA, 1506 nt
Organism: Penicillium angulare
Lineage: Eukaryota; Fungi; Ascomycota; Eurotiomycetes; Eurotiales; Aspergillaceae
Exons: 2
Coding region: 1-1506 (501 amino acids)
Molecular function (GO): N-acetyltransferase activity
Source: RefSeq, a predicted model, not a curated record